UCUCUCUGCGUCACCAAUCGCCACCACUCCAGUGCACUGUGCCGCCGGGCACUCCUCUCCUCGCCCCCGCCUCGCCCGCGGCGUGCCACCCCGCCCAUAAAAAUCCCCCGGGAGGCCGGGCCGGCCGUGAAACCCCACUCGCGAAUCCAACACCAGGACGCGUCGCCACUCGCCACCCCUCGCAUCACAUGCGCGCAUAGGACCCGGCCGCAGGUCGCACUCACCACCAUGCCGCCCCCGCUGCUCGCCUGUCUCCUCCUUCUCCUCGUCUCGGCGCGGCCGUGGUCCGUGGCGGCCGAGGCGCCGAGGCCCGCGGCGAGGCCUCGCGUGUUCCCGCUGCGGGCGCGGCAGGUGCCGGCGGGGGCGCUGCCUCGGCGGCCGAGCAAGCUGCGGUUCCACCACAACGUCAGCCUCACCGUGUCGCUCGCCGUCGGCACGCCGCCGCAGAACGUCACCAUGGUGCUCGACACCGGCAGCGAGCUGUCGUGGCUGCUCUGCGCGCCGGGCCGCCGCGCGAACGCGAGCGCCCCCAGGGGCGCGUCGUUCCGCCCGGGGGCCUCGCGCACCUUCGCCGCCGUGCCCUGCGGCUCCGCGCAGUGCAGCUCCCGGGACCUGCCGGCGCCGCCGUCCUGCGACGGGGCCUCGCGCCAGUGCCGCGUGUCGCUGUCCUACGCGGACGGGUCCACCUCCGACGGCGCGCUCGCCACCGACGUCUUCGCCGUCGGCGACGCGCCGCCGCUGCGCUCCGCGUUCGGCUGCAUGUCCUCCGCGUACGACUCGUCCCCGGACGGCGUCGCGACGGCCGGGCUGCUGGGCAUGAACCGGGGCACGCUCUCCUUCGUGUCGCAGGCCAGCACGCGGCGCUUCUCGUACUGCAUCUCCGACCGCGACGACGCCGGCGUGCUGCUGCUCGGCCACAGCGACCUCCCAUUCCUGCCACUCAACUACACGCCCAUGUACCAGCCCGCCCUGCCGCUCCCCUACUUCGACCGCGUGGCCUACUCGGUCCAGCUCCUCGGCAUCCGCGUCGGCGGCAAGCCGCUGCCCAUCCCGGCGUCGGUGCUCGCGCCGGACCACACCGGGGCCGGGCAGACGAUGGUGGAUUCCGGCACGCAGUUCACCUUCCUGCUCGGGGACGCCUACUCCGCCCUGAAAGCCGAGUUCUUGAGACAAACCAAGCCCCUCCUCCCGGCGGUCGACGACCCCAACUUCGCGUUCGAGCAAGCGUUCGACACCUGCUUCCGCGUGCCCGAGGGGCGCCCGCCGCCGUCGGCGCGGCUCCCGGCGGUGUCCCUGCUGUUCAAGGGCGCGGAGAUGUCGGUGGCGGGGGACAGGCUGCUGUACAAGGUCCCCGGCGAGCGGCGCGGGGGCGACGGCGUGUGGUGCCUCACGUUCGGGAACGCGGACAUGGUGCCCCUGACGGCGUACGUGAUCGGGCACCACCAUCAGAUGAACCUGUGGGUGGAGUACGACCUGGAGCGCGGCCGCGUUGGGCUCGCUCCCGUCAAGUGCGACGUCGCCAGUGAGCGGCUCGGCCUGAUGCUGUGACGCGGCUUGGCGAGCGGUCACGGCUCUGGGCCUGGAGGAACCGUCGCUGCGGCGCUGCUUGUAGUAUAACCUUAGGGAACCAAACGGGCCCUGUUUGGUUUAGAGUAGUACUAUUAGCACGAAAAAGAAUAUUGUAUGCAUGAAGUACUAAAUGAAAUUUAUUUGUAAAACCUUUUCAUAAAUGGACAUAAUUUUUCGCGACGAAUCUAAUGAUUCUAAUCAAUCCACGAUUAGAUACAGUGGAGCUACAGUAAACAUCGUCUAAUUGUGCGGUCAAAGGUUGUAUUAGAUUCGUCUCAUGAAGUAGCACAGGGCUGUAGAGUUGGUUUUGUAAAUUACCUUGAUUUAAUACACCUAAUUAGUGGUCAAAGUGGGCUACAGUAGUUGUGCUACCUUACUACUGCGUGCGUGUGUGGCAUGUACAGUUGUAGUGUAAGCUGGAAAUUAAGUGUGCCAUGUACUGAUGUGUUCACUCUUUGACUGAGCCCGUAGGGUUGUGUACAGUGUACGGGGUGAAGCUUGACUUUUCUUCGCUUAUUUUUCGUUAGUUCUGAACUUCCGGUGCUGCAUCUCA
Messenger RNA from Panicum virgatum (switchgrass), 2122 nucleotides. RefSeq names its product aspartic proteinase PCS1-like. Gene Ontology annotation, molecular function: aspartic-type endopeptidase activity. The transcript has a single exon. The record is from RefSeq and is a predicted model, not a curated record. The coding region runs from base 229 to 1548 and encodes 439 amino acids. Gene Ontology annotation, biological process: proteolysis. Lineage: Eukaryota; Viridiplantae; Streptophyta; Magnoliopsida; Poales; Poaceae.